AUGUAUACCAAGGCCCUCUCUACAGUGUUUCUCUUUCUGGAGCUAGUCAGCUUGGCUACUGCCGCCCCCUACGUGGAAAAAAGAUCCUUCAAAGUUGAGCGUGUUCGAAACGACGGAUACACGGGCCGCAAUGGACCUCGAGCACUCGCCAAAGUUUACCGCAAGUACGGCAUGCCCUUGCCUGACGGCCUAGUCAACGCUCUAGAGGCACAGGACAAGAACGAAGCGGCCUCAUUCCAGCCAACGAAGCGCCGCGCUGGUAAAUGGCAUAACCCGAUGGAAGAUGCGGGUGAAGAUGCCAGCGCUGAGAACGUUGGUGUUGAGAAUGUCAGUAUUGAGGAAACCAGUGCUGAGGACGUCGAUGCCAAGGGCGUUGGUGCUGGGGACGUCAAAGCGACUGGCCUUGAUGGACUCCUCGGUGCACUAUUUGGUAACGGCAAUGGCAACGCUGCUGGAAACGGCGCCAAUAAUGAAGGCGGCAACCGUGCCGGAAAGGGCGCUGGCAACGCCGCCGGUAAUGGUAAUGGUAACGGCGCCAAUGCCAAUGAUGGCAAGGGUACUGGCAAGGGUGCCGAAAAGGGCGGCAAAGGUUCUAACAACAAUACCAACGACGGCAAUGACAACAAUGGCAACGCCAACAAUAAUGGCGGCAACAUCAAUGGUGGCAAGAAGGGCAACAAUAGCACCGAUGACCCGAACCAAGAUGUGGUUGCAGCUCUUGCCAGGGCCCGUGAAGGCAACCUGACCGGCGUGGUCCAGACGACCCCGGAGAAGAACGACGUCGAAUACCUGUCGCAGGUGAAAAUCGGCGGACAGCCCAUCACUCUGGAUUUUGACACCGGCUCUUCUGAUCUCUGGGUCUUCAACACGAAGCUGCCCGCCGCGGCGACUACGGGCCGCCAGGUCUACGACCCCGACACGAGCAAGACGUUCAAGAUGAUGCAGGGAGCCCAGUUCACGAUCCGCUACGGCGAUGGCUCCGGCGCCGAGGGCGUCGUGGGCACCGACGUGGUCGAGGUCGGCGGCGCCGUCGCGCCCAAGCAGGCCGUCGAGCUCGCCACGACGGUGACGGACACGUUUGUCAAGGACGUCAACAACGGCGGGCUCAUGGGCCUCGCGUUCGGCUCCAUCAACGCCGUCAAGCCGCAGAAGCAAAAGACGUUUUUCGAAAACGUCAUGCCGAACCUCAAGGAGCCGCUCUUCACGGCCGACCUGCGCGCGGGCGCCCCUGGCGCCUACGAGUUUGGCCGCAUCGACUCGAGCAAGUUCACCGGCCAGAUGGCGUGGAUCCCCGUCAACACGACCAAGGGCUUCUGGCAGUUUACCAGCGAAAAGUUUGCCGUCAACGGGGGGCAGGUCCAGGCGGCGACAAAGGGCGGCCAGGCCAUUGCCGACACGGGCACGACGCUGCUCCUCGCCGACCCGGCCGUCGUGCAGGGCUACUACUCGCAGGUGCCCCAGGCGGAGAACAGCCAGCAGAUGGGCGGCUUCGUCGUGCCCUGCAACGCCAAGCUGCCGGACCUGGACCUGGACAUCGGCGGCGCCUACAUGGCCCGCAUCAAGGGCGCAGACAUUAACUUUGCCCCUGUUGGCAAUGGUGCUUGCUUUGGUGGCUUGCAGGCGUCUCCGGCGGGCGGCCUGGCCAUCUACGGUGACAUCAUGUUCAAGUCGCAGUUUGUGGCGUUCAACGGUGGUAACCAGAGCCUGGGCAUGGCCAACCAUGUCUAA
Akanthomyces muscarius is the source of this 1728-nucleotide messenger RNA. RefSeq lists its product as uncharacterized. The coding region runs from base 1 to 1728 and encodes 575 amino acids. Gene Ontology annotation, molecular function: aspartic-type endopeptidase activity. NCBI's taxonomy places the organism in Eukaryota, Fungi, Ascomycota, Sordariomycetes, Hypocreales, Cordycipitaceae. The transcript has 2 exons. Gene Ontology annotation, biological process: proteolysis. The record is from RefSeq and is a predicted model, not a curated record.